Chanos chanos (milkfish) is the source of this 1368-nucleotide messenger RNA. It is a transcript of the gene pbx1b, whose product is annotated as pre-B-cell leukemia homeobox 1b. The record is from RefSeq and is a predicted model, not a curated record. Bases 79 to 1368 code for a protein of 429 amino acids. The transcript is spliced from 9 exons. Gene Ontology annotation, cellular component: nucleus. Gene Ontology annotation, biological process: regulation of DNA-templated transcription. Gene Ontology annotation, molecular function: DNA-binding transcription factor activity, RNA polymerase II-specific; DNA binding. NCBI's taxonomy places the organism in Eukaryota, Metazoa, Chordata, Actinopteri, Gonorynchiformes, Chanidae.
CGAAUAUUCUUUUACGUUAGUUCGAAGGAGAAGUGAAACGGUGAAACGGAAGAGGAGUAGAGAAUUCGAGCAACCGAAAUGGACGAGCAGCCCCGGUUGAUGCACUCUCACGCUGGAGUAGGGAUGGCUGGACACCCCGGCCUGCCUCAGCACAUGCAAGAGAGCAGCGGAGGAACAGACGGUGACGGAAGAAAACAGGACAUUGGAGACAUUUUACAGCAAAUUAUGACCAUCACAGAUCAAAGUCUAGACGAGGCUCAGGCCAGGAAACACGCAUUGAAUUGUCAUAGAAUGAAGCCAGCUCUCUUCAACGUCUUGUGUGAAAUCAAAGAAAAAACAGUUCUGAGUAUCCGCGGUGCCCAGGAGGAGGAGCCUCCAGACCCUCAGCUCAUGCGAUUGGAUAACAUGUUAUUAGCAGAGGGAGUGUCUGGACCAGAGAAAGGAGGCGGGUCGGCGGCGGCAGCGGCGGCGGCAGCAGCCUCGGGAGGAGUGGGAGCAGAUAACUCAGCCGAGCACUCUGACUACAGAGCCAAACUGUCCCAGAUCCGUCAGAUAUACCACACUGAACUGGAAAAAUACGAACAGGCAUGUAACGAGUUUACGACCCAUGUGAUGAACCUGCUCAGAGAGCAGUCUCGCACGAGGCCCAUUUCGCCCAAAGAGAUCGAGCGUAUGGUGAGCAUCAUCCACCGCAAGUUCAGCUCCAUCCAGAUGCAGCUCAAACAGAGCACCUGCGAAGCCGUCAUGAUCCUACGCUCACGCUUCCUCGACGCCAGACGGAAAAGACGAAACUUUAACAAACAAGCAACGGAGAUCCUGAAUGAAUACUUUUACUCACACCUCAGUAACCCGUACCCAAGCGAGGAGGCCAAAGAAGAAUUGGCCAAGAAGUGCUCCAUCACAGUUGCCCAGGUGUCCAACUGGUUCGGAAACAAACGGAUCCGGUAUAAGAAAAACAUUGGAAAGUUCCAGGAAGAAGCCAACAUGUACGCUGCCAAAACAGCCGUAAAUGCUGCCAGCGUUUCAGCACAUGGAAGCCAAGCAAAUUCCCCUUCCACUCCAAACUCAGCAGGGUCUGCCACCUCUUUUAACAUGUCAAACUCUGGGGAUUUAUUUAUGAGCGUGCAGUCUCUCAAUGGGGAUUCUUACCAGGGGGCACAAGUGGGAGCCAACGUGCAGUCACAGGUGGAUACCCUUCGCCAUGUUAUCAGUCAGACAGGAGGAUACAGUGAUGGCCUCACAGCCAGCCAGAUGUACAGUCCGCAGGGCAUCAAUGCAAAUGGUGGCUGGCAGGACGCUCCUACUCCCUCAUCAGUGACCUCACCUACAGAAGGACCCGGAAGUGUUCACUCCGACACUUCUAACUGA